This is a messenger RNA of Sciurus carolinensis (gray squirrel), 5099 nucleotides long. It is a transcript of the gene Orc3, whose product is annotated as origin recognition complex subunit 3. Gene Ontology annotation, cellular component: nuclear origin of replication recognition complex; nuclear pre-replicative complex; DNA replication preinitiation complex. Gene Ontology annotation, molecular function: DNA replication origin binding. Gene Ontology annotation, biological process: DNA replication; DNA replication initiation. NCBI's taxonomy places the organism in Eukaryota, Metazoa, Chordata, Mammalia, Rodentia, Sciuridae. The transcript has 20 exons. The coding region runs from base 241 to 2337 and encodes 698 amino acids. The record is from RefSeq and is a predicted model, not a curated record.
GUUUUGUGUUUAAGCCAAAUUUCAAGAAAAGGAAGAUCUCUGUGCCAAUAGAUUGAAGAAGUAGGAAGAUGCUCCGUAUUUUGCCCACCAUCUGUCCCCUGACCAGAAGACAGAUAUGUCCCUAAGAGAAGACUAACUCUAACUCUCCUCAGUAUUCUGUGAUGAGUACACAUCCAGCAAAACAACUGGGCAGAUACAGUGUUUUCACCAUGGAAGAGGUUCACAUCAAAGCAAAGCAGUAUGAGUGGGAACUGUGGCAGGAGGAAACCUGACAAAAAGGACUAUUUUAAUAAAGGCAAAAAUGAGUCUGAGGACAGCAAGCUUCGAUUCGAAACUUAUCAUUUGAUGUGGGAACAGAUGAAAUAUGAAACUGAGCGACUACAGGAAGAAUUAAAUAAAAACCUUUUUGACAAUCUAAUUGAAUUUCUGCAAAAGUCUCAUUCUGGAUUUCGGAAGAAUUCAAGAGACUGGGGCCAUCAAAUAAAACAUAGAGAAAUUCCAGCUGCUGCGCUUGUUCUUGGUGUGAAUGUUACAGAUCAUGAUUUAAUAUUCAGAAGUCUAACAGAGGCCCUCCAGAAUAAUGUCACACCGUAUGUAGUCUCAUUACAAGCUAAAGAUUGUCCAGAUAUGAAACAUUUUUUGCAAAAGUUGGUCUCACAAUUGGACUGCUGUGUUGAUACAGAACCCAAAGAGAAGGAAAGUAUUCAGGUCACCCAGAAAAUGACACAUUGUUCAAUGGAUUCACUUUCUAGUUGGUAUAUGACUGUCACACAGAAGACAGACCUAAAAAUACCAGGCAAAAAGCGGACAACUUCUAGCCAGUGGCAGUCUCCUCCUGUUGUACUUAUCUUAAAGGACAUGGAAAGUUUCACCACAAAAAUACUCCAAGACUUCAUAAUUGUCAGCAGUCAACAUCUGCAUGAAUUUCCACUAAUACUCAUUUUCGGGAUCGCCACAUCUCCUAUUAUCAUCCACCGAUUGCUUCCUCAUGCAGUAUCAUCUCUGUUAUGUAUAGAACUGUUCCAGUCUUUACCUUGCAAGGAGCACCUGACAACAGUACUUGAUAAGCUACUUCUUACAACUCAGUUUCCCUUUAAAAUAAGUGAAAAAGUGUUACAGAUUCUAACCAACAUCUUUUUGUAUCAUGAUUUUUCAAUUCGAAACUUUGUAAAAGGACUUCAGCUUUCUCUACUAGAGCAUUUUUAUUCCCAGCCCCUAAGUGUUCUGUGCUGCAGUCUCCCAGAAGCCAAGAGAAGAAUAAAUUUUUUAUCAGUUAAUCAAUGUGAAAACAUCCGUCGUCUUCCAUCAUUUAGACGGUAUGUGGAAAAGCAAGCUUCAGAAAAGCAAGUUGCACUGUUGACUAAUGAGAGAUUUUUGAAGGAAGAAACACAAUCAUUACUAGAAAAUCUGCAUGUUUACCAUUUGAAUUAUUUCCUGGUUUUGAAAUGUCUUCAUAAUUUCACUUCUUCUCUUCCCAAGUACCCACUGGGUCGACAGAUUAGAGAGUUGUACUGCACAUGUUUAGAAAAGAACAUAUGGGAGUCAGAGGAGUAUGCAUCAGCCUUGCAGCUGCUGAGAAUGUUGGCAAAGGAUGAACUGAUGACCAUACUUCAGAAAUGUUUCAUGGUUUUUAAAUCCUCUUCUGAAAAGCAGCUUGGCAGCACAGCAAAGAGAAUAGAGGAGUUCCUGGCCCAGUUUCAGAACCUUGAUGCAGAUGCCAAAGAGGAAGAAGACGCUUCUGGAUCACAGCCAAAGGGGCUUCAGAAGACAGAUCUCUAUCAUCUUCAGAAGUCUUUAUUGGAAAUGAAGGAGUUGAGAAGAACAAGUAAGAAGCAAACCAGGUUUGAAGUACUCAGAGAAAAAGUUGUGAACUUCAUUGACUGUCUAGUGAGAGAAUACCUUCUGCCUCCUGAGACGCAGCCUCUGUACGAGGUGGUGUACUUCAGUGCUGCCCACACCCUUCGUGAGCACUUAAAUGCCGCUCCACGAGUCGCCCUCCACACUGCACUCAACAAUCCUUAUUAUUAUCUAAAGAAUGAAGCACUGAAAAGUGAAGAAGGCUGCAUUCCAAAUAUUGCCCCUGACAUCUGCAUAGCUUAUAAACUGCACCUGGAGUGUAGCAGGCUAAUCAACCUUGUGGACUGGUCAGAGGCUUUUGCAACAGUUGUGACAGCUGCUGAAAAGAUGGAUGCAAAUUCUACAACUACGGAAGAGAUGAAUGAAAUUAUCCAUGCUCGGUUUAUUAGAGCUGUUUCUGAACUAGAGCUUUUAGGAUUUAUAAAACCUACCAAACAGAAGACUGACCAUGUAGCAAGGCUAACAUGGGGAGGCUGUUAGAAUGCAGAUGAGGGAAGCCAGAUGUAUCAUGUGUACCUUAAGUGCAGAAGACUAGUCAUGUUUACAUGCCACUAGAGACUACUAAGAAGAAAAUGUAUAGUCCUCCCUUGUGAUGUUGAACCAGAAAGUCCACUGCUAAUCUCAAGCAGGCUUAUAUCAAAAAAAUCUUUGGGAUAUUUUAAAAUCUAAAAAAUAAACAUGCUUACAACUAAAACCUCUCAUACAUUAUCAUUGUACAAAGUCAUAAACUGAAUCAUUCUUGGACAUACAUUGUGUAAAUAAAUUUAUCCAGGAAUGUAAAUUAUUUGUAAUUGGUGUAGUUGUACUCACUCCUUAUUCCUCUAUUUCUUACAUUGGCUUUCCUCACUGGUAUAUUGUAUAGUAAGUCAUAACACGAAUAUUCUACAGGUUUGUUUCUCAUGGUAACUAGACUAAAACUUCUUCUGCCUCCCCAUGUCCUCUAAGAACUUUCAAGGUCUCAAGCUGUUUGGCUUUAUGCUUAAAGGCAGUAGAAUAUUCUCCUUCCCUGUGACCCAUCAUGGAGUGUUAUAUCUGGUAAGGCCCGUACAAAUCACAUCCCCAAACUUAAAAAACUGAGGUAAAGAAACUAAUGUUAAAGAUGCAUUGAUAUCUGGAUCUCUUUCAUGGAAAGAACUCAUUAAGAAACAUUUAAACAAAGAUAUGUAAAGCUCAUUGUUUAAUGUUCUACUUCCAAGAGAAUUCUGGGACUUUUCUAAUACACCAAAAUUACCAUGCCAGUGUUACUGGGAGGAGUGAGGGUCUAUGUCCAGGAAAAAAUUGCAUUAGCAAACCAUAGUAUUAACUAUGUAAUUGGCAGGUUUUAUGUAUAUAUGUGCAUGUUUUGAGAACAAUUUCAGUAUAUAACUAAACUUAUUAAUUCUGGAGUGUAAAAAGGAGGUAUUAAUAUGGGUUUUAAAAUAACGAAUGCCUUAAAAAUCUAGCAAUAAGAUGUAUUUAGAUGAAAUUAAUAAGUGCUGCCCCUCCACCCACAAAACAUAAAAUUGCUACAUGAAAUAUCUGUCCCCAAAACAAACUGUUAAAAAUGUUCCCAAAGCUAAAAAAGAAGCCCCAAAGUACCAGAAAUAAUCAGUUGCAAGCCAAAGCAGAAACUGUCUAACCCUGUAGAGCUUUGAGAAAGACCAUUACCUCAGUAGUAUUGGUCAGGUUAGGUAUCUUACCAUCUUCACUUCAAAGAGCCAGGCCUCUUAUUCAGCCAAAUAUAAACACGCUUAACGGUACUGUCAACUUAAAAUUUAAGAACUUAUGAUAUACAAACAAAACAUUAAAAAAAAAACCUUUUUAUCACAGUACCGGAAUUACCAGAAUUAGGGCAUGAAGCAGAUUCUCCACCAAAUGGAUAUCAUGAGAGAAUAAGUUUGUGAAGUUGAGACUCCAUGAUUUAUUUUGAAGCAAUAGUCCAGGUUUUUUCUUACAUUCUAGUCAUUUUCCUCUAGUCAGAUAGCCCUCAACUACAUUUUUUUUUUAAACAAUGGGUGGUAAAAAUCUAGGGAAAAUAUGUGCGAUUUUAAGGAUCUUUCAUCUAUUGCCUCUUUGAGGCCAUCAGCCAUGGGGAAGGUUUCCUAGUACUCUGUUGUAUUAAUGAGGACACCAUUAAUAUAUGCAACAUGGUUUCCUCCAGCCUUCAAAUGACACAGAUGAGCACCAGAUGAAACUUAGAACUUUGUUUAAAUACCACUCAUAUCUUACAGUAUUAACAAAAAUACUAAGUCUUAAGAAAGACUAGCAAAUUCACGUCUGUCUGAUAGCACAGAUUUCCUGAGAUGUAAAAGCAACCCUGCUUUAUUUUGCUGUGCACUUACUAAAUUCAUACAGCUUAAACGUAUAUAAUGCACUGAACCAUAUUGAGGAAAGAAUCCCAGAGUCAAGUUCUGGGGCAUGCCUAUGAACUUAUUAAAAACAUUUAGGGAAAUGAAGAUUGGGCCACCAGCAAAAGACAAGACUGAGGAGCUGCAGCCAGUAGUGAAAAAUCAGGCAAGUGUAAUAGCUUACAAGCCAACUAGAGUUUCAAGGUCAAAUGCUGAUUAGACUUCACAAUGUAGAAACCUUUGGUGACUUUACUAAUAGUGUAUCAUGAAGAUAAAGCCCUCUGUCACAUCGCCUAACCAAAUGUCCAAAAUUAACACUAAUCCUGGAAAGGCCAUACAUUAUGUAGCAUCACCUUUUAUUCUUACACAAGUUUUAACCUGAAAAUUAAUAUUUUAGGCCCAACUUCAGUCUACAGUUAGUUCAGAAGCCUAGGUUAAGUCAGUGAUAGCACAAAUAUUCAAGAAAACAGGCCUGGGUCUUCCCAGUUAGAAUCUUGAUUGAAUCCCAAGGGUGGAAGGGCUAAUAAAAUUUUGUUGACAAGUGGGAAAACCUCAGUAUGGAUUUGAUAUUAAAUUAGGAAGUAUUUUAAAAAGGGUAACGUUAUCGAGGUUAUUUGUAUAAAAGUACCCAUUUUUAGGAGAUACAUGUUUAAUAACUGUGUUGUUGGACUAUUUCAACUUUUCCAUGUUUGGGCUUUUUCCUAAUAAAACAAAUUAAUGAAGAGAGGAAGGGCAGUAAAUUGGAGGAUGUUUAGAAAAAUUUUUUUUGCUAGGUAACAGUAAAAUAAAAUAAUAGCUGGAGGAGGAAUAUAGAAUCAAAAGGUUUUUAAUAACAUUUUGUUCAUUUGGGAUUGAUCUAGAAGAGAAAAUGGAUGCAGGAGAGAAGACAGCUGGAGCUACGUCUUUGAAUAAGAU